AUGCAUCAUAUACGACAAGAUAGAUUUUUCAAUUUAUUACCUGGUGUUACAGAUGAACAAUUUAAAAAUAGUCAAUUUCUUAAACUUUAUGAUCAAACAGAAAGAUGUCCGUCGUGUAGUUCAGUGAUUAAUUCAUUACUUACUUUACAAGUUAUUAAUAAUCGUUCACAUCCAAUUUUAAGAUCAAUAAAAAAUGAACCGGAUGCGUAUGAUACUAUUAAAGUAUAUACUUCGAACUUCGAUUUUGGUUCCAUGAAAUUUUACAAAUAUGUCAAUGAACAAUUGAUGAACGAUGACAAGAAAAUAUUAGCAAAUCUAAUACCAUUUAUUCGUCGAGCUACUAAUCAAAUAAAUCAUAAUAGUACUACUGAAGAUUGUAUUCUGUAUCGUGGCAUGCAUUUGAAUGAUCAACAACGUCAAUUUUUUACCAUUGGAAAAUUCUUUCGAUUUCCAGGUUUUACUACAACAACAGAAAACAUAGAAGUAGCUCGAAGUUUCGGUAAUACUCUAUUUGAGAUACAUAUCCUGGCACCAUGUCAUCAAGUAAUAAAUGUGACUAAUAUUUCGUAUUAUGAAGAAGAGAGAGAAUGGCUAUUUUCUCCAUAUUCACGUUUUCAAGUUACAGGAAAAAAAGAUGAAUUCAUUAUUUUACAAUCAGUCGAUAAUUUACUUGAUAUUGAUGAGAAUUCUUCAGACAAUAAUGAAGAUAAAUAUUCAAGCGAUACUGAUGAAACUGAUUUCGUUGACAGUGAAAUUAGUGAAACUAGAGAAAUAACAUCUCAAAACGAUGACGAAGACAAUACUGAUUCGAAUGAUGAUGAAGAUGAUCUCAUUAAUGGUACCACUAGUCAAUCUUCAGAUCAAAGUGAAAGUAACGAUGAUACACAAAAUUCCUCGGAUGGCAAUAGUGUAAAAUCUUCUGACGAUUCUGAAACAGAUUAUUCAAGUGAUGAAGAUAGAGAAUUUUAA
This is a messenger RNA of Rotaria sordida, 969 nucleotides long. NCBI's taxonomy places the organism in Eukaryota, Metazoa, Rotifera, Eurotatoria, Philodinida, Philodinidae. The record is from the annotation of a GenBank genome assembly.